ACGAGUGCGAGGGCGAUCUGUGAUUGUUUCAGACGGACUGGAUGGAGCCCGGAUGAUUAGCAUGCGGACACAUGGAAAGACUUAGUGGCGAGGCGGGCCUGGUUCACUACGCGUGAAGUCCGUGUUGCGUUCAAUGGCCGCCACAGACAUCAGGUGGAUUUUUGGCAUGGUCAUGGUCGGCCUGCUUGCGUGCGAGUGUCAGGGGGGCUGUGCGGAGGUGGACUCCCUGGCGGAGGCUGUGGAGGGCCAAAGUUUCAAGCUGGGUUGCAUCUGGUGUAAAAAUCGAGCUGAAGUGACGGCGAGAACCAGCGUGGACUGGCACUUCAAAGCUCCAGGACAAGACCGCUUCACACACAUUUUCCACUACGACCACCCGAGCGCCGAUAUCCUCCACGGGGCCUUCAGGGGCCGCCUGGACUGGCUCGGGACACAAAGCCAGGACGUCCAGGUGGGUAGCAUCGCCAUCAGCAACGUCAGCUUCAGUGACGCCGGGACGUAUCGCUGCACCUUGCGGCGCAUGCUCCUCCUGCCCGGCUUCCGUCCCAACGUGACCGUGGAGAAGGAGGUGGAGCUUAGCGUUGCGGCCGUGGGCUCCCGGGAGACGACGGCAGUGAUCUCGGAGAUGGUGAUGUACGUGCUGAUUGUGGUCCUGCAGCUGUGGCUCAUUGUGGUUCUGGUCUACUGCUACAAGAAGAUUUCAGCCGACAUGGACGCUUGGGAGGCCCGCAAGGCCCGAAAGGCUCUUGUGGAACAGCAAGAAUUGCUGGAAUCCAAGGUGGAUGGUGCUGGGAUGCCGGUAGCUUAACAUGCCACUAGAGGGCGGUGUUGUGCAUUGGGAUACUCUUCCACAUCGCUACCCGUUACUCUUCAUCUUAUAGUAUUUUGGAAUAGUAUCUUUGAAAUACUAAUUUGAAAUACAUGUCAGAAGUACACAAUAGUGUAUUGGAUGUGGGUUAGCCUUGAUGCCUUUAUUAGUCGGUUUUGUGUGUGUGUAGUGUUUCUGCAUACAAGUUGAUUGUGUCUCUGACAGCAUUAUUUAGCACUUUAGCAUUUGAUUCAUUUGUGUACUUUUGACAUAUACACUGUAUCUGAGCACUUGUCCAACAUAAUACAUGCCAUAUAUCAUGCGGGACAGGAGGACACAGACGUUAGCAACACUCGGCUAGCUAUGUGAUGCUAAAUUGCUAACAUUACACUCACAUAUGAACAGCAACAUGAUGCUAGGUUAGUCUAUUUGCUGAAUAAAAAAGAAUAACACAAUCAAUAUUUUAAUUUUAAGAUGUGUAGUGAAGCCUGAUUUAUGUCAUUGUAGCCUUUAAAGUCCCGCUUUGAACCUCCUUCGCGAAAGACCUCAACGUACUUCACCGGUUUUCAAUUGAGGUCAAUACGUCAGAACGUGUGGUCAAAUAUGGCCGAGGUGGUACCAUUUGGAUUUCGGACAAAUGUUUUGGAACUAUACGCUGAAAUAUCGUCACCACAACAGCAACACUAUCAUCGCUAGUAUGCAAUGCUAACAUUACACUCACAGUUUAACAGCGACCGCAUGCUAGCAUAGCCUAUUUGCUGCACCUGUUGCUGACUAAUGGAUAGCUAGCAUAGCUCCAGGCUACAUUUUGAGAUGUGUAGCGAAGCCUGUGGGGCGGCUCAGAGGUGGUAUCACGCCCACGA
Doryrhamphus excisus (bluestripe pipefish) is the source of this 1668-nucleotide messenger RNA. RefSeq names its product sodium channel regulatory subunit beta-1. Lineage: Eukaryota; Metazoa; Chordata; Actinopteri; Syngnathiformes; Syngnathidae. Gene Ontology annotation, molecular function: sodium channel inhibitor activity; transmembrane transporter binding. Gene Ontology annotation, cellular component: voltage-gated sodium channel complex. Gene Ontology annotation, biological process: regulation of heart rate by cardiac conduction; sodium ion transport; regulation of sodium ion transmembrane transporter activity. The record is from RefSeq and is a predicted model, not a curated record.